AUGGCGCUGGAAGAGAAGAGGUAUGGAUAUUAUUUGAACGAUUGUGAGAUUUCUCUUGAUUUGGCUGAGAUAGCUCCAUACUUUUUCCGACACAAGUACAAGCUUGCAGAAAAGCUCUGUUACGAAUACAACCUUCGAGUAGAAUGCCUUCGUUUGCGGACCGAACCUGAUUUGGAGGAACAGAAUGAUAUCUUCAGCGGUACCAAGAGUCCAAGACUACCUUCUCUACCAAGAUUAACUUGUGAUAAAAUGCAACUUAGUUUCCUCAAUCUGGAGUCACAGAGGUACAUUUCGGACUCCUUACCUCUUCCGGUUCCCAAAUUAGGUCCAUUUGAUGUUCCUCCCUUGGAUUGA
This is a messenger RNA of Microthlaspi erraticum, 354 nucleotides long. The record is from the annotation of a GenBank genome assembly. NCBI's taxonomy places the organism in Eukaryota, Viridiplantae, Streptophyta, Magnoliopsida, Brassicales, Brassicaceae.